AUGAUUCUGAACUUUUGCAGAUUGCCUGUGGGGUCGUGUGCAGUGUGGGUGUGUCUUGCAUUACUUAAUGCUUGCGGCAAUAUUGUCGUAGCAUAUCCAUACACUGUUUAUCGCGGUACAUUCAUUCAUCUUCCCCGGCUUAAUUCGAGUUCGGCAAAGCCGAAGCUCGUUCGAAAUCAAGGUGCCCUGUGGGUUUCGUCUGAAGAUGGCCGUAUCAAGGGAUAUGAUUGGCAAGUCCAUGACGAUGCCAGUUUCCAAUCGUUCCUGUCGCGCCACGGCUGGACUGACGCCGAUACCACAACCAAUGGCAAUGCCGAUUCAUCCACCAAAAUCAGGGUUGUGGAGUCUAACGAUGAACAAAAUGAGUUCUUCUUUCCCGGAUUCAUCGACACCCACAUCCACGCGCCGCAGCUUCCCAACAUUGGUCUUUUUGGGUCAGCAGGCCUCCUGGACUGGCUGAAUGAAUACACAUUCCCAGUAGAAGCUAGCUUUGGCUCCAAGACAGACCCAAACAACCAAGACAAAGACCCCAAAAACACGCCUCCCGAUGGUCUGCGUGUCUAUGAUCAAGUUGUCGUACGCACUCUUGCCCACGGCACGACAUGCGCAUCUUACUUCGCCACCAUCCACGUCGCGGCCACAAACGCCCUCGCAGCGCUCUGCCACACCCACGGCCAACGUGCCUUCAUUGGCCGUGUCUGUAUGGAUAACCGCGAUCAAUGCCCACCUUACUACGUCGACCAAUCUGCCGACGAGGGCCUCCACGCAACAAAAUCGACAAUAGAUUACAUCCGCACUCUAGACCCAAGGGGAACAUUGAUUAACCCAAUUAUCACGCCUAGGUUCGCCCCGAGCUGCUCCAAUUACUCCCUUGAUAGCCUCGGCAAACUAGCGGCAUCCUACAACCCGCCUCUCCACAUCCAAACACAUAUUUCCGAGACUACAGAUGAGGUUGACCUCGUCCACCGACUCUUCCCGGACGCAACCAGCUACGCCGACGUCUACGAUAAGGCCCACCUACUUACCUCUCGUACCAUCCUCGCGCACGGGGUGCAUCUAACCCACGACGAGCGGAAUCUUAUCCGUGAGCGCAACUCUAAGAUCGCGCACUGCCCAGCGUCAAACUCCGCCUUGGGCUCUGGACUUGCUCCUGUCCGGAUCAUGCUUGAUGAGGGCCUAACGGUUGGCCUAGGCACGGAUGUGAGCGGCGGGUACAGCCCCAGUAUCCUCGAAGCGGCCCGACAGGCCUGCUUGGUGUCUAGAUUGCUUGGUUACAGUCGCGAGUUCCCGGAGACGACGGGUAACUCAACACCCGCUGGGCAUGAGAAGCUUUCUGUUGACGAGGGCCUUUAUCUAGCUACACGGGGCGGUGCAGCAGUUGUGGACAUGGCAGAUGACAUUGGCGGCUUCGAUAAGGGGAUGAUCUGGGAUGCGCAGCUGAUUGAGCUGGGUGCUGUGAAGAAUAACAGCGUGAGCCCGCUUGGUGCACGUGUAAAUGGCCUCACUGGUCGGAGCAUUGCCAAGUCUGGUCCUGUGGGCAAUGUUGAUUUGUUUGGAAAUGAGACGUGGCAGGAGCAGAUUCAGAAAUGGAUGUGGAGCGGUGAUGACCGGAAUGUUAAGAAUGUGUGGGUUCAGGGGAAGUUGGUGCACAGCAGAAAGUAA
Aspergillus alliaceus is the source of this 1662-nucleotide messenger RNA. RefSeq lists its product as uncharacterized. Gene Ontology annotation, molecular function: zinc ion binding; guanine deaminase activity. The record is from RefSeq and is a predicted model, not a curated record. The coding region runs from base 1 to 1662 and encodes 553 amino acids. NCBI's taxonomy places the organism in Eukaryota, Fungi, Ascomycota, Eurotiomycetes, Eurotiales, Aspergillaceae. Gene Ontology annotation, biological process: guanine metabolic process. The transcript is spliced from 2 exons. Gene Ontology annotation, cellular component: cytosol.